Messenger RNA from Rotaria sp. Silwood1, 567 nucleotides. The record is from the annotation of a GenBank genome assembly. Lineage: Eukaryota; Metazoa; Rotifera; Eurotatoria; Philodinida; Philodinidae.
AUGAGCACAGUGAAAUCGAUUUUAAACUUGGUCAAAACUGAUCAUGCUCAUGUAAAGCAAGCUUAUGAGAAUUAUAUUUCAUCGGAAAACAAUCUUGAAGAACAAAACCGUUGGGCUAAUGAAUUUCGAUGGGAACUUGCUCGAAUUAUCGUAGCAGAAGAGCUCGUUGUCUAUCCAGCUUUCGAAAAGCAUUUGGGUGACGAGGGAAGGCGUAUAGCUCAUGAAGAUCGUGCUGAACAUCAUAAGAUCAAAGAGCUCUUGAAAAAGCUCGAAACAACAUCGGUGUCCGAUCCAGAUUAUCGUGCAACAUUCGACACAGCCAAAGACUUUUUAAUGUACCAUAUUGCAGGUGAAGAAGAAAAUGAUUAUAUUAAACUCGAAAAUGCAAUCACUGCUGAAGAGAAUGAUUCAAUUGCUCGAUCAUACGAGCGAACAAAAAUGUUCGUUCCUACCCGUGCUCACCCAAGUGCACCUGACAAGCCGCCUUUCGAAACUGUUGUUAGUCUUAUUACGGCUCCAAUUGACAAACUUCGAGAUUUGUUCAGCAAAUUUCCUGAUCACAAAUGA